UGUGUAACGCUUCUUCUGAUUCACUCUCCAGCAAUAGGCAAUGCUUUUGCAGUUCUGAGCAACCCUGAAAAACGAUUGCGAUACGAUGAAUUUGGAAGUGACCAAGAGCACGCCAGCACUGCUCAGGCCAGGCAGUAUAAUUACUACACAGAAUUUGAAGCAGAUAUUACACCAGAAGAAAUAUUCAACGUGUUUUUUGGUGGGCACUUCCCUACAGGAAAUAUCCAUAUGUUCUCAAAUGUGGCUAGGGAUGCACACUACUAUCCACAGAGGCACCGACAGGAGCAAGAGGAGGAAGAAAACAGGCCACAGAAUUCGUAUUCUGCAUUUAUUCAGUUGAUGCCAGUUUUCAUAAUAAUCAUAGUGUCCGUUAUAACUCAGCUGAUGGCCACUAACCCACCCUACAGCUUAUUCUACAAAUCGUCCAUAGGCCAUGUUAUUAGUCGAGAAACAGAGAACUUGCAGGUGCCUUACUACGUUGAUAAAAACUUUGAAAAGAAUUAUCAAGGAGCAGAACUUCAAGAACUAGAGAAAACGGUGGAAAAAGAUUACAUAGACUAUAUCCAGACCAGCUGCUGGAAGGAGAAACAGCAGAAGUCUGAUCUGUCAAAUUUGGCCAAGCUGUACAGAGAUGAGCGGUUGAAACAGAAAGCGGAAUCCCUGAAACUUGAGCACUGUGAGAAGCUCUCCAGCCUGAUCGGAAUGCACAAAGGGGGCUGAGCAGGCCACACGCGUUCUGUAGUUUUAUUUAUUGCUGUUUUAACUUAUGGUUUUAUUUUCCUUUGUAUAAAAGGGAAGGAGUCUACUGUAAAGAGUCUGAAAGUCUGCCUCCCUCUGCAUGUAGUGCAGGGGUGGGCCAGCACAAGCUGUCGAGCUGGUGUUCGCUGUAACAUACUGUACACUGUACUUGGUUCCAAGGACCGGUGGCACGCUGUAAAUUAAUUCCCUGGGAAACGCGAUCGGUUUGGAACCUG
Eurypyga helias (sunbittern) is the source of this 974-nucleotide messenger RNA. It is a transcript of the gene DNAJC18, whose product is annotated as DnaJ (Hsp40) homolog, subfamily C, member 18. Gene Ontology annotation, biological process: cellular response to misfolded protein. NCBI's taxonomy places the organism in Eukaryota, Metazoa, Chordata, Aves, Eurypygiformes, Eurypygidae. Gene Ontology annotation, molecular function: Hsp70 protein binding. Gene Ontology annotation, cellular component: endoplasmic reticulum membrane. The record is from RefSeq and is a predicted model, not a curated record.